This is a messenger RNA of Mytilus trossulus (common blue mussel), 2159 nucleotides long. RefSeq lists its product as uncharacterized. NCBI's taxonomy places the organism in Eukaryota, Metazoa, Mollusca, Bivalvia, Mytilida, Mytilidae. The record is from RefSeq and is a predicted model, not a curated record. Bases 127 to 1731 code for a protein of 534 amino acids. The transcript is spliced from 6 exons.
GUUUCCAUAAUAGAAGACAAAGGUGGAUUCGAUUGUAUUAUAACAGCAACUCAUGAAUUAGGUCAUAGUCUGGGAGCAAGACAUGACGGUGAUAGAAAUAUCUGUACUCCACAAAACAAGUAUAUCAUGACAUCGAUUGGUGGCGGAGACGUAACAAAGCAAACCAGACUCAAUCCAUUUCGUUUUUCUGAAUGCUCAAAGAGUUACUUUCUAGACAGAUUGCAAACAUUAAGUAACCAGGGACACAACUGUCUAUCUGUGAGAAAAUCAUACUACGAUCCAAGAGAGUUUGCAGGGUUAACAAGUGUAGCCACUGGUCAAUUAUUCAGCCCGAACAAGCAAUGUCAAAUGAAACUUGGAGACGACUCUUUCUAUGGAUGGGGAGGCAAUCUUGGGUUAUUUAAAGAUGUAUGCACACAUAUGGCAUGUAAAAGUAACAAAUCGUCAACCAGUUAUAAUCUGUACAAUGCAGCAAGAGGAACCUCAUGCGGCAAUAAAAAGUGGUGUGUUAAUGGUGAAUGUAUUUAUGACCAAAAAGCUCCGGCAAAAGAUGAAUCAUGUAUACACGGAGAUUCCCUACGAUCCUUCGCAGCCUACUAUUCGUGUUCCAAUAUGAUUUCUUCUGAUCCAUCUAAAUGUACGGAUAAAUAUUAUCGACAGUUUUGCUGUGAAUCAUGUAAACAAUAUGGGUUGAAUACCUUUACCCUUCCUGGAGUAAAUUCUAGACGAAGGGCGCCAAAUGUUUUGUCUAUUCCUGUAACACAGCAUAUGCAACGUAUUUUACCAAAUACCUUUUCCGCCAGAGGGCGUCAAGGUGGAUUCGGAAGUCCAAUGAGUUCAAGUCAGCACGUGUUUUCAGCUUCUCCAGUCGUUAGAAAUUUUAACGUUGCAAAUCAAAUACCCAGGAAUCGUGGAAAUACCAAUGAUAAAUUUAGAAUAUUUUCCACACAUAAUAACAUGCAUAGUGGUAUGUCAGGGCCAGGGCAAACUGCAAAUCAUCUUUCAGCCCCACAACAUCAUCAGCAACAAUAUGACCAGAAUCAGUUCCAAUCAGAUUCUAACACAUAUGGUCCCCAAACCGAUUCUAACCAAUAUGGACUCCGUACCGAUUCUAACCAAUAUGGAGUUCAAAGCGAUUCUAACAACUUUGGACAUCAGUCCGAUUCGAAUACAUUUGGAAUGCAAGCACCUAGACCAGAUCCAUCUAUCACUUUACCUGACCAUCAACGUCUAGGGUCUUUCCAGUCAUCACUUCCUUCAAUGAAUACUGGUGAUUUGACAUCUUUCAGAAAUUUGAUUAUGCGAACAUUACAUCUCCUGGCGAGAACUGAUGGCUCACAGAAUAAUCAGUAUAACCAGGUGCCUUCACAUAACCAGCAUAGUUCAUAUUUUCAAGGUUCAAAUCAUGAAAAUCUAAGACCCUCGAAUGGAUUUUUCAAUAUGCGAGAAAUUCCACGAGUGGUUGUUGAAGGAGGAGCUAUUGCCACAAACGAUUCAAUAGUAACAAACAAUACGUCAAAUCAUAGUUCUAAUAAUACCGUCGAAACAGAACCAUUAUCUUUUUCAAAAUCGAAACUAGAGGAGGAAUUGCGAAAUUUUAACUUGAACAUUGCUUUGCCUAAAACCAAAGCAAAAUCUACCUCAAAAGUAAUUAUUAAUUCCAAUUAUCAUAAUGAUAACACUCUUGUGAAUCGGUCAUUAGAUAACAUUAUAGACCCGUUCCUUAAGUGAAAAUGAAACCACCGAAGAGUGAAAUACCAAAAGUUACUACCUUCUGUGGAAGAUCGACAACCCCGUCGAAGCAAUCAUCCCGGUUGAUUGCCAUAACAACAAUAGACCAAUUCGUGUUACAAGUACAUGAAGUCAGGGUUAGGUGAAGUACAAUAAGACAAUCAGUUACCAGGAAAGCAAAAGAAAUUCCAGUGAUAACAUGAUUUUUCUAGUCAUUGACUAUUAAUCGGUGAUUAUGUUCUGAAAACAUUUUAGAACCUUACUGAAAUAACUAUAAAAUAUGAGAACGUUAUUUCUACCACCAUGUUUCAUCAGAAAAUAAAGAAAUUUGCCUCAUGAACUAUUAUGGUAUUUGAAUUAAGUGCGAAUUAACAUUCUACAAGUGGCUAUCACUGCAAUUUCCAGAAUGGUCAAAGGAAGAAAAAUUA